Messenger RNA from Saxophila tyrrhenica, 831 nucleotides. It is a transcript of the gene SCS2, whose product is annotated as phosphatidylinositol-binding protein scs2. Gene Ontology annotation, molecular function: FFAT motif binding. Gene Ontology annotation, cellular component: endoplasmic reticulum membrane; plasma membrane. Gene Ontology annotation, biological process: endoplasmic reticulum membrane organization. The record is from RefSeq and is a predicted model, not a curated record. Bases 1 to 831 code for a protein of 276 amino acids. The transcript is spliced from 3 exons. NCBI's taxonomy places the organism in Eukaryota, Fungi, Ascomycota, Dothideomycetes, Mycosphaerellales, Extremaceae.
AUGUCUGUUGAGCUGGAACCCCCGGAGCUGGGCUUCAAGCGCCCAUUCACGCAAGAAGUCUCGCAAGUCCUCCGUCUCCGCAAUCCCAGCAGUGACCCCGUUGCGUUCAAAGUCAAGACCACUGCCCCGAAGCAAUACUGCGUCCGCCCCAACUCCGGCCGUAUCGAAGGUAGCGGCUUCGUCGAAGUGCAGGUCCUUCUGCAGGCCAUGAAGGAAGACCCUCCGCCAGAUGCCAAAUGCCGCGACAAGUUCCUCGUCCAGUCCGUCGCCAUCUCGCCCUCCACCGACACUUCCGCCAACGUCAGCCAGAUCUGGUCCAACAUCGAGCAAACCGCGAAGUCGUCCAUCCAAGAGAAGAAGAUCCGGGUCACUUUCCUCGCAGCAGACGGCUCAGAGUCGGCGGCUACGAACGGAGUAUCUCACCACGAGGACGAGCCGCCUGCGUACUCCUCACCGAGCCCCGCCGCGGUGACACCGCAAAGGUCGGCUCAGGAUACGAAGGAAGGCGGGACCAUGAUGGGCAGCACAAUCAUGGGUGGUGCAUCAGGUGCGGCUGGCGGCGCUGGGUCGAGCUUUGCGAGCGCGGUACCCACAUCGCAAGACGAACUCAAGCAGCAGCUCUCGGAAGCACAGGCUCAGAUCGCGAAGUUAAGGGAGCAGGCGGCGGAAGGGUUGCGACAGCGGAAGCCCCAGGAGGCGGCAGAGAAGGCCAUGAGCUCCAUGCCACAGAGUGUGCAGAAUGCGUCAGCUCAGGCGCCUGGCGGUGUGAGCGUGCAGAUUGUGGCCGUGCUGUGCUUGCUUUGCUUCCUGAUCGCCUACUUCUUCUUCUGA